ACCACCCUGCUGCAGAACCACCAUCAACAAAGCCUGGAGGCCAGCCGCUCCUUCGCGGCGCGCACUCAUGCACGCUCGCAGAGGGGUGAGCACCGCGGCCCGGGGCGCGCGGGUGCCAGGAGCUGGCUACGCAGUUCUCCGCUGGGCCGAGCCCUGAGCGCUGGCGCGCAAGCACCUGGCACGCGUGCGCGGUGAGUGCACCAGGGCCGGCCCGGAGCCGACCGGGACGAGUGCGGGGAAACAGCUGCUGGGCAGGUGGGAAAGAAGGCGGAAUGUCGCUACCUGCCGGGUGCCGGACUGCUGCGGAGUUUCUGUAGGUUGCCUGAUCUAUGGAACCCAACCAAGUCGUUUUCACAGGAUUCGGGGAGGCUUUUAAAAAUGAGAAGCUGUAUACAAAUAUAAAUAUAAGCAAUGGUGAAGAAAAUGGGAGAAUAUAAGCGAUGGUGACGACUCCUUCCCAGGAAAAUUGAAUGAGGCGUGAACAAUCAAGGCUGGGGUAGAGAGAACAGAAAGCUGCUAUCCCGAAGAACCUGCAGACAUGGCCGAUCACGGGGCAGAUGAGCCGUCCUCUGGGUCAGGGAGUCCAGAUGGGGAGGGUCCAGAUUCUGAGGACAGAUCGUCGCUGCAGCAGAGGCUGGCCAUCAGGGAGCUCAUCGACACCGAGGUCUCCUACUUACACAUGCUCCGACUCUGCGCCUCCGACAUCAAGAGCCGGCUCCAGCAGCUGCCGCAGGGAGACCUGGAUGUGCUGUUCUCAAAUAUGGAUGAUAUCAUCAAGGUGAACGGCAGAUUUCUUCACCAUCUGCAGGAGUCGGCUUCUGAGGAAGAACAAGUGCAUCUAAUAGGGAACUUGUUCCUGGACUUCCAAGAGGAGUUCGAGCAAGUCUACAAGGUCUACUGUGUCAGCUAUGACCAGGCCUUGCUGCUGGUGGAGACGUACCAGAAAGAGCCAGAGUUGCAACGGGAAAUCCAGAGCAUCGUUGAGGCAGUGGUGCCCCAAGCUGGACGUUCAGGCCUCAGUUUCUUGCUGGUAAUCCCUCUGCAGAGGAUUACCAAGUAUCCGUUGCUGCUGCAGAAAAUUCUGGAGAACACACUUCCCAAUGCCCAGGCCUACGCUGUCCUCCAGAGGGCCGCCUCUGCCCUCCGGGAUGUCAAUGCCAACAUCAAUGAGUACAAGAUGCGCAAGGAAGUGGCUUCCAAGUACACCAGGGUGGAGCAGCUGACCCUCCGGGAGCGGCUGGCCCGCAUCAACACACACACCCUCUCCAAGAAGACCACCCGGCUGAGCCAGCUGCUGAAGCAGGAGGCAGGGCUGGUGCCCAGGACGGAAGACAAGGAGUUUGAGGACUUAGAAGAGAGGUUCCAGUGGGUGUCAGUGUGUGUGACUGAGCUAAAGAGCAACGUGGCUGCUUACCUGGAUCAUCUGGAGGCUUUCCUUCACUUCAGGCCGCAUGACUACGAUCUGGAUGUGUCCGAGGGGCCCGUGGCACACUACCGCAGCCUGGCCAGGGAUCUACAAAGUGAGGCCUUCCUGGAGUUUAAACAGCGGCUGGAAGGCCUGGUGUGGCAGCCGCUGUGCAGCCUGGGCAAAGCCCUAGCUGGCCCUCAGAACCUAAUCAAGAAGCGUCUGGACAAGCUGCUGGACUUUGAACGGGUGGAAGAGAAGCUUCUGGAGGCAGGCAGUGUGACCUAUGAGGAGGAGGCGGCCCGGCACACGUACCAAGCGCUUAAUGCCCUGCUGGUAGCCGAGCUCCCACAGUUUAACCAGCUGGCUAUGCAGUGGCUGGGCCAGCUCCUGUGCACAUUCGUGGCCCUCCAGAGCGACCUGGCAAAGCAAGUGCUGCAGAAGGCAGAGGGCAGCAUGGCUCAGCUGCCCCACCGCCACCUCUCAGAACCUGCCUUCAGGAAGCUGGUGGAAGACACCCUAGGCCAAACCAGUGCCUGGCUUCACUCCUUCCAAGAGGGCUUUGAGAAGGUGCUGCCACCUCCCACCGUGCAACCUCUGCUGCCAGGAUCUGAACGCCAGGUGCAAGCUCUCCUGAGCAAGUAUGGCCCUGGGAAGCUGUACCAGGUGACAAGCAACAUCAGUGGGUCAGGGACCCUGGACCUGACCCUGCCACGGGGCCAGAUCGUGGCCCUGCUUCAAAACAAGGACACCAAAGGCAACAGUGGCCGCUGGCUGGUGGACACCGGGGGCUAUCGAGGGUACGUGCCAGCUGGGAAACUGCAGCUAUACCACAUUGUUCCAAAUAAUAAGGAGCCCAGAGGACAGGCGGGCCCACAUGUGGACUCCCAGCAGCCAACACUGCUGCCCACCCCAGCCCCUGUCCCCUCUGUCCCUGCUGUGACCCAGGUGGUGGCGGUGUACCCCUUUGUGGCCAGGAGCCACCAUGAAGUGAGCCUGCAGGCCGGCCAGCCUGUGACCGUCCUGGAGGCUCAGGACAAGAAGGGGAAUCCGGAGUGGAGCCUGGUGGAGGUGAACGGACAGAGGGGAUAUGUGCCCUCCAGCUUCCUGGCCCGGGUCUCAAGCCCAGCAUCGUGGGGCUGGAGUCUCCCCUCUUAGCACGUUCUCCUUGGAGCCCUUGUUGCCUAAAGAGGAGAAUAGAGGCUGUGACCCUGGAGGAAGAGAAAGAGUCGAAGGGAAGCCCAGGCCGGCGUGGGGGAAGGGCACUGGAAAGCAGACAGAACAGGGGGGUGGGUCACAGAGGCUUAAGGCAGGACCCCUCACUUGGUCUGCACAGGGAAGCCUCACCCCAUGCUGAGGUCACACACCCUAGACAGCAGGUUGCAGCUGAUUGACCGGUCUGGUUGACACCUCCAUCAAAGCCUGCCAGAGGGAGUGGGCUACCCAGGUGAAUGUUACGUGUGUGCUAUAUGUUUACAGAACUGCCCUGCUUCACAGUUCACUGCCUGUAUAUGGCAUCAAAACACACUCUGGCUGGUGGUGGUCACUGACUCCUUGAUUUGAGCUUUGGGGUUCUGGACAGUGAACCAUGGGGAGCCCUUCUGAUCCAGGACACUGUGGGUUCAUCCGUGCAGUGAGGAGUUCCCAGGAGAACUCUGGACUGGGCCAUGAGUGGGUGUGACCAAGUCACAAUUCUGGAAUGUACGUGGGCAAAUUCAGAGGUGGUUCCCAGGAAGAGGGGACUUUUGACAGAGUGUCUGGUGCGCCAGGGGACAAAGGGACAUGCAAAGCAGCCAGGAACCUGAAGUAAGCUGUGGUGGGUGGGGGAAGUCGAGUCAUGCCUUGUUUCCCUGUUUCUGGCAACAAGGGGAGCCAGGGGGCUCUGCGGUGGUUUCGGGUUGCUUCCAAAGGCAUAGAGGCAGCAGUGAUGUGAUGUCAGCUGGCUUUGGCAUGGCCGCAGCAAGUGUUUCCCCUCUGGGAAGCCCUGACUUACAGGGUGCUGGUGAGAAUAAAGUGAGGCUAAGAACAUGGAGGCCUUGGCCGCCUGUGAAGUGUGACACCAAUGUCAGAGGCCCCAGCCGGCCAGGCUAGUGAGUGGGAGUGGCCCAUCAUCCUGCCCUCCCUGGGGCAGCAGGCAUUGGCACCAACACAAUGUCCUUUCCUAUUGUCCCGGAAUCUAUCUGGGGUUCUUCUCAAUACUGCAUUCAGGGUAGCCCUUGAACUUGGAAUGUGAGUCAUUCCCCAAUUACACCAUAAACAGUUCUGCUUCCAAGACCCUGGAGGCUGUGAUGGCCAUGGUCACAGCUGCCAUAUCACCUCUAGGCCAUUGCCAUGGGCUGGGAUACAUGACAGGAUUCACAGGAAAAGGAAAAAGCAUGCAUUGUGAUUCUUGCACGGCUUGGAAGGUUCUCAAGCAACCUGAGUCAGUGUGUGUGAAGCAUGGUGAUUCAGACUCUGCUGAGAACACCUCUGUAGCAUAACUGGGGUGCCUAGCUGUUAGCCCUGCUUUUGGAAGGGCUUUUGUUUGAUGUCUGGGUCAGUCCACAGCUCGACACCUCGGAGCUCGGAGGCUGUACAAUGCAAGACAAACUGAGUUGUCACAGUGCCUGCCCCAGCACCACAUACCUUUUAUAGGAUUCUCUUGACUCAUUGUCCUUCUCCUCUUUGAUAAAAAUAGUUACCAUAGAGGAACAGGUAAUAGAAUGGGAAGUCUACUUGCAGGUUCCCCAGGGCUUGCUGGGAGCACAUUGUGAGCUGGGCUCAGGGCCCCCCACCGUGGCUGCUCACUGGGCAGUGGGGGGGUGGGGAGGGUGGGAGGGCAAUGAGGGCAGCCAGGAUCUCUGUCAGGGUCUCAUCUCACUGACCAGGGGGGCAGUCCAGGCCCUGGGAACUCAGGGAUCUCCCCAGGCUCUUCCAAGGUGUAAGCCAGGCUUGGGGACACAUAGCCCUGUGCUCAGCAGUGGCUGGUUGCUGUCACGCAGGCUGUGUUCCAUGCGCACCUCGUCCUCACUCUUCCAGACAGGGCAGCGCCAGAGGCAGUUGGAGAGAGGACAGCCUGUUCUGUUAGGGCCCAGAAUGUAUAUUAAUUAAGUGCCAUUAAAAGGGACCUGAGCAGAAUCGGAUGUUCUUAUAAGGAGAAAAUUGUUCUUAAUGUUCUUAAGGAGAAAAUUGGAAUAGCACUUGGAGUCAAGUCUAUCUUGUGGCGGGAAAACAAAGAUGUCGUCAGUAGCAUGUAGGUUAUGGUUCUUGUAGACCUGGGGAUAAGAUCAAAAUUCACUGCAGGGUAAGAAAGUGCGUGUUAGGAAGCUGGAAUGUGCUCUGUGUUGUCUUCAGGGGACUCUGUGUGAUGUGCCUUGCUCCUCCUCCCCCGCCUCUGCCCUGGCUGCCUAGAACCGUUGCACUGUUUCUUAUUUAUUUCACUGCUGAGCUGUUACAUACUAAACUGGCUAAGAGAUCCAUGAGCUGAAGACUGCUCCUGGAGCGGGGCAGUGAGACCCUUUAAGCCAUUUGCCUUCUCCUCCCCACCCCACCCCACUCCCGCUCAGUUUUGGAUGCGAGGACGAGAUUCUAUGGUAUCAGAGGACAGAUGAAUGAAUGAAUCCGUGGUUCAUAUGACAGAUAUCAGCUUGAUGAGUAACUGAUGUGAACUACUCGGAAUAAAGGCUGGCGAGGAUGAAUGUGUCUGGGAUGUGUGACUGUAAUCACUGGGUAGUCAGGUGCCGAUUCUUCACGACACUUGCCAAGAAUAAAAAUGACACCGUG
This is a messenger RNA of Ochotona curzoniae (black-lipped pika), 5167 nucleotides long. RefSeq names its product Rho guanine nucleotide exchange factor 37 (gene ARHGEF37). The coding region runs from base 539 to 2563 and encodes 674 amino acids. The record is from RefSeq and is a predicted model, not a curated record. The transcript is spliced from 14 exons. Gene Ontology annotation, cellular component: cytoplasm. Gene Ontology annotation, molecular function: protein binding; guanyl-nucleotide exchange factor activity. Lineage: Eukaryota; Metazoa; Chordata; Mammalia; Lagomorpha; Ochotonidae.